This is a messenger RNA of Lobosporangium transversale, 923 nucleotides long. RefSeq lists its product as hypothetical. NCBI's taxonomy places the organism in Eukaryota, Fungi, Mortierellomycota, Mortierellomycetes, Mortierellales, Mortierellaceae. The transcript has 3 exons. The coding region runs from base 53 to 772 and encodes 239 amino acids. The record is from RefSeq and is a predicted model, not a curated record.
AAAGAAUUAAUAAUAGUAACAACUAACAAUAGGAAAAAAUAAAAAAAAAAAAAUGAAGUCCAUCUUUGCCUCCAUUGCCAUCGUUCUCUCCGGAUUCGCAGUCUUGUCUGAAGCCCAUAUUUCCUUCCGUUACCCUUGUCCUCGUCGUGGUCCUUACAGUGAAUGCCCACGUCCCGGCCCUAAUGAAUGGAAUUUGGUUGAUUACGAUAUCCGUACGCCUUUAGGCACUUAUGGAAGCAUCGUAUAUCCUAUGUGCAAGUGGUCAUCAUCCUUUGCUGGUACCCGGCCUAUAUUCCAGGCUGGUCAGACAGUAAACACUGUUAUCGACAUUGGAGCCUAUCACAAAGGCGGAAGUUGUCAGUUCGCUCUCUCCUAUGAUAAUGGCUCUACCUGGGUUGUCUUCCAGGACAAGCUCGCAACUUGCAUGGCUGAUGCUAGCAACGGUCAACAAUACCAAUUGCCUAUUACCAUCCCGGCCAGCGCUCCAUCCGGCAAUGCUGUCUUGAACUUGAUCUGGAACAACAACGAGGGUAACCGUGAGUUGUACUCUUCUUGCGCUGAUAUUGUCAUCCAGGGUACCAAUGGUGGAUCACUCUCUGGCGUCGCUCCUUUGAUUGCCAACUAUGGCCCCAACUCAGUUUUCCUUCCAGAACUUGCUUUGGCCAAGGGCGACUAUGGCAAGAAACACUUUGAUGCUCGCAAACCCAUUACUGUCACCGUUCCUAGACAAACCGCCAUCACUAAGCGCCGUCUGAAGAACCGCUCUGCAUAAAUAAGUUGUAACUAGAGAGUUUUUAAUGAAACCACUUUCUUUUUCUUUCCCAGGGGCGUUAUCCGCUUUGAUAGUGAACACUCUCGAAAGACUUGAAUGGGUAUCUGGCAUACUCAUUUAUACAAAUAUAUAAAACAUUAACAGUAGUAAU